Molecule: messenger RNA, 1014 nt
Organism: Meloidogyne enterolobii
Lineage: Eukaryota; Metazoa; Nematoda; Chromadorea; Rhabditida; Meloidogynidae
Source: the annotation of a GenBank genome assembly
AUGUUUAAUGAAGGAGGGAAUUAUUUGGAAAAUAAAAAAGAAUUAAUAAAUCCUGUUGGAGGCUCUAACAACACAUAUUUCAAUUCAUCUUUUUUAAAAUUAAUUAAAAUUAACAGAAAAAAGGAGGCUAGUAGACUUAGAAAAGAAGAAAGAUUAAAAAAACAAAAAAAUUCUUUUAAAAAUUUGAGGAAAAUUUCUGAUAAUUUUAAUGAAUUACAGCAAUUCUUUAAUUCAACUUUUUUUAAUUUGGCUAUUCCUUUAAAUGAAGAAAAUAAUAAAAUUGAAGAAAGACGUUAUUUAGAUGCGUCUUGGGAUGACAGAAAUAAUCGAAAGUUAAUUGUAGAAGAAAAUAAGGAAGAACACCAACAAAUUCCUCCAUUUGAAGUAACUGAUUCACUUAAAUUAGCACUUUCCUCAACAAAACCAACAAUAGAAAGGAGAGAAGAUUUAUUAGAAACUUUAAUAAAAACAAAACCUUUAAUCGAACAAGAAAAAUUAUUAAAUGAAGAAGGGCUUAAUAAUUGGAUAAAUCCUUGGGAAAGACAACGAGGAGAAGAUAGAGAAGGAAGAAAUAAUAAUUAUUUUAAUAUUGAACAGCCCAAUUCUAUUUCAACUUUUAUUUUUUCUUCCUUAACAACCACCCCUCCUCCUUCAACACCAACAAAACCUUUCUCAUUUUCAAUAAAACAACAAACAUCAAUAUCCCCACCACCCCCCACCCAUUCAAUAAUGCCCGGUGCUCAUUUUUAUGUAGAUCAACAUGUUAGUAGAGGAAGAUUUGGAAGAAAACCUCCAUUGGCCCCAACAUUUGUUUAUGAUCCAAAUGUUUUACAAAGUCGUUAUGGAUUUAAUGGAAUACUUUCACAAUUUUUACCUAAUGGAAAAUUACAACGUUUUGGGACUGGAAUAGUAGAUCAUAGGCAAAAUGGAGUUGCUUUAUUACAACAAAAAUCGACAAGUUUACCUUCAGAAAAUUGUAAAAAUAAAAUUAUUCUUUUAAAAAUUAGGAGGUGA